AUGGGAGUCGGCUGCGGCGAGUGGCAGGGAGGUAUAGGCGUGGAUCAAGGAGGAAUGUGCGGCGGCGGAGAGACAGAGAGGGGUUGGAGGCACGGGGGGCAAGUGGAGAGCGGUGGAGGGGUGGAGAGUUGGGUGGUGAUGAGUGGUUGGGGACGUGGAGGAUGGAUGCGUUGCAACAGGCUGCACAUGGAGGGGGUGCGAGGAGAAGAGAGGGACGAGAGGGUGUGGAAGGGAGAGGGGUUGGGAGUGGUGGGGUCGGGGCUGCACAGGAGAAUGGCAAUGGAGAGGAAGCGGCAGCGGCGGGUGAUGGAGAGUGUGGCACGUGCCGUCAAGAGCAUGGCGGAGAAGGGCCAGCCGCACGUGCAUAGAGGUAGGUGA
Closterium sp. Naga37s-1 is the source of this 378-nucleotide messenger RNA. The record is from the annotation of a GenBank genome assembly. Lineage: Eukaryota; Viridiplantae; Streptophyta; Zygnematophyceae; Desmidiales; Closteriaceae.